UCUCAUGGAGACUCCGAAACGCAAAUCAAAGUACCAGCUCGUGGCCCCCGACGGGGGCUGGGGGUACGUCGUGGCCGCCGCCCUCACCCUCAUGACCAGUGUGACAAUCAUCCCGAUGUCGUCAUUCGGGUUGAUUUUCGGCCGGUUUUUGGCCAAAAUCGGCGACGAAACCACGGGUACAACCCUCGCCAACGGCAUCUUCAACACCUGCUUCAACAUCACGGGGUUGGCCUCCAACAACCUCCUCCAGAAGUACACCUACAGAACGGUGGCUUUGGUCGGGGCCUCGGUCUACUUCGUGGGGAGUUUCGCGACGAUUUUCGUGACGACUCUCCCGCAAAUGGUGCUGUCGUUCGGGGUCAUCCAGGGGCUGGGGAUGGGGCUCAUGGUCCCCGCGUUCUUCACGGCGCUGAACUCUUACUUCGACCGGAAAUUGAACAUCGUGAACGCCGCAGCGCAGGCGUUUAUGGUCGUCGCCGGGAUGUGUUUCCCCUUCGUGGGGCAGUUUUUUAUGGAGAAAUUCGGGUUUAGAGGCACCGUGGCCAUGCUUUCCGGGUUGAGUAUCCACGGGGUUUUGGCCGCGUGCACCCUGCAACCCGUCGAGUGGCAUUUGAGGAAACAGGAAAUUACUUUCGAAAAAGAGGAACUCCUAGGGCUUGAUGAUGGCAAAUUUAUCAUGCCGAAACCUCGAGCCUCCAUCAUAAGCCUCGGCGAUAGGGCCCUCUCUGUGACAACAAUCAACAAAUCGCCCGGAAAAAAGACAAACUUCUUGCAAAAUUUGGCCAAGUCGAUGGAUUUAGGGAUGUUCAAGGAUCCUGUCUACGUGAACAUUGCCCUGGGAUUAGCUCUGGGAUUCACCGCCGAUGUGGCCUUCAUCUCGAUAAUCCCUCUCGUGCUCAUCAACGCGGGAUUCAACUCCCACGAAACGGCUUUCUUCAUGUCGGUUUUCUUCGCCGCUGAUUUACUCGCCCGGAUUUUUCUCACUGUCAUAAGCGCCCUUACGAAAAUCAAAAAUCGGUACUAUUUCCUCACAGGAUCGGCCCUUUUGGUGGUUUUCCGGACGGCUUUUGUCUCCCGAAACGAUUACUACUGGAAGUUGGCAACAGUGGCUUGUGUGGGAUUUCUGAGGGCCUUUAUACAAACUCCUCUCCCUGUUGUGAUUUCAGAGCAGUACUCGGAGAAUUUCUCGACGGCAUUUUCACUCUACAUGGUUGUGUGUGGAGUCGUUUGUUUCAUUUUCGGGCCUUUGAUGAGUUUUGUGAAAAAAGUGACACAAAGCGACGUCAUGGUCGUCCAUUUGUUGAGCCUCGCUUAUCUAACAUGUGUCGUAACUUGGAUCAUCGAACUGAUAAUUAAGAAACUGAGAAAAAAACAGGAACCAAAAAAUAAACCCCAACUUAAAUAGGACUCUUUUAUAUAAAACCAUUAAUACAUUUUGGAUUAUUGCUACUUUAAAUCAUAAAACUAUGUACAAGUAGAACUUAAGUAUUUUCAUGGAACACUAUACUCACAGAUUCAGUCUCAUUAAACCUAAUCGUAUCACA
Molecule: messenger RNA, 1544 nt
Organism: Tribolium madens (black flour beetle)
Lineage: Eukaryota; Metazoa; Arthropoda; Insecta; Coleoptera; Tenebrionidae
Product: monocarboxylate transporter 3
Exons: 3
Coding region: 5-1405 (466 amino acids)
Biological process (GO): monocarboxylic acid transport; transmembrane transport
Molecular function (GO): monocarboxylic acid transmembrane transporter activity
Source: RefSeq, a predicted model, not a curated record